Molecule: messenger RNA, 1017 nt
Organism: Toxorhynchites rutilus septentrionalis
Lineage: Eukaryota; Metazoa; Arthropoda; Insecta; Diptera; Culicidae
Product: histone-lysine N-methyltransferase, H3 lysine-79 specific-like
Exons: 1
Coding region: 1-1017 (338 amino acids)
Source: RefSeq, a predicted model, not a curated record
AUGUCCCACCCUGAAGGAGAACAUAGUGAAGCUGUGAGUUUGGCGAAUGGAACCACUGAUGAAGGACCCAAAUCCGACGAUCAUUCCGAUGUGCAAAAUGGAGCUGCAAGUUCGUCGGGAAAAACCUCGGAUGAUGAUUGUCAGCUGCCUACACUCGAAAACCAUACCGAUAUGGGAGUACCUGGUGAUUCUAAUUGCAGCGAAACGAUUCAAAUUAAUCGUUUGAAAGCUGAAACUCCGAUGGGGCCCACCGACCGGGAGAAGUACAGAACUGGUGAUGAAAGCGAUUUUGAUUCGCUUCACGAAAAGAUACUUGUAAAGGUUUUCAAGCUACUUGAACCUUUAAGUUCUUCGUUCGAUCGAAAUGAUAUCGAAAUGGGUCCUGAGUGUUCAUACUCGGGAUCGCAUGAACCAGCAGGCAAGGCGGAACUGAAGGAAGAAAUAUUAGCAGAAUUGUUUAUUGAUCAGCCAGCAUAUGAGGUUCAUUACGUCAUGGACACCGAUCCCAAAGCACCCGGAAAUGAAACAGCGCUGAUUUCAGGAAAUCAUAACUGUUCAAACAUCGACGACUAUGACGUUUCGAAUGAUAAUGGUCAGCACCCAAGCGAUGAUACUAAACAGCACUGUAGCUUGCUCUCCGAGUUUUUGGAGUCUCCAGAAACACCACACCGAAAAGGAAUUAUGAAAUACAAGCGUAGAAGCCCUGCUGUUUUGACCUCUCGUCGGAGACUCGAGUACCACAAGGCAAUUCAUGAGGAGAAGAAGAGGGAGGCAGAGGAAAAACAACGGAAGGCUGAGGAAAAGCAAAAGAAGGCUGAGGCAAUACAGGAGACGAAGAAGAAGGAAGCAGAGAAAAAGCAACGGAAGGCUGAGGAAAAGCAAAAGAUGGCUGAGGAAAAGCAAAUUAAGGCUGAGGAAAGGAAGAUGAAACAAACGAGCAAACAAGCACAGAAAUUGAAGAAUAAAAGAACCGAUAAGUUCAAACAGGAGAGAGGAAAGAAGAAGAAGGACGGUUAA